Messenger RNA from Panonychus citri (citrus red mite), 3137 nucleotides. RefSeq lists its product as uncharacterized. Lineage: Eukaryota; Metazoa; Arthropoda; Arachnida; Trombidiformes; Tetranychidae. Bases 491 to 2674 code for a protein of 727 amino acids. The record is from RefSeq and is a predicted model, not a curated record. The transcript is spliced from 5 exons.
AAAAUUUCAUGGAAAGGAAGAAAGUAAACAUUGUACUCAUGAGAUAGAAAAGCAGUCACUUGUUCAAUAGAAACAGGGAAAUGUUCAAUAUUAUCAAGGAAUUUUGCUCUGAUUCAAACUCGAAACUUUGCAACUAAACAAUAAAGAGAAAUCAUCUUCUCAUCAACUCAACUCUCUUUAAUUCAUCUAAUCCUUUCCUCUUUAAUCUUCAUCUUCUAAUAAUCCAUAAUCUAUCUUCAUUCAUGAUCCAUUCUUUGUUUAUCUUCAUGUAAAUUCAAAUUCUAAAGUAAAUUAUAUACACACACACUUCCAAAGGAACUUCAUUUCUUUACUAGUGUUCAUCAUCUUCUUCAUCUAAAUCAUCAACUUGUGAAUCAAUCAGAACUUUUUUCUUUGUACUAAUUUCUUGAAUUUCAUAUUUCGAUUUCGUUUACGAAAACAAAAACAGCUGAUUAAGUUCAAUUUAAGUUAUUCUCAGUUUCAAUUCUCAAUGAGAGACGAUUCAAGUGAAAAUAUGUCUCUAUUAGCAAAUUACCGUUCGUCUCGUGGUGAAGUUAACGAUGGAUACCGAAGUGGUUCAAUGGAUGCGAAUCUUUUUACAUUCAACCAACCAUUACAACCACCACCAUUUAGUACAUCAUCUUAUUUUGCAACAUCAUCAUCAUCAUCAUCACCAUCAACUGUUUCCUCUCCUUCAUCAACAUCCAAACCAUCAUCAACAUUAUCACCUCAGGAUAACUCAGGAUCAUCAUCAAUGUUUGCAAAACUAUCUAAAGCAAUACCUUUAACUAUAACCAUAAUGCUGAUAUUAUCAAUGAUUGGUGUGAUUACUUUAACAAAACAUAAUUCAUCAUCAUCUCAUGUCCCCCAAUCUUUACAUGAUGCAUCAUCAGCAUCCCUUCAGGCUCAAUCUGAUCAGCUAUUUGAAUCCACUUGGAAUGAAAGUCUUGUCGUUAAAACUGAAUGUGGUCAAUAUUUGGGUCUAUCUGAUGACGAUGGCUUUGAGUUUCGGGGAAUUCGUUAUGGUUUACCUCCGAUUGAUUCUCUUCGCUGGUCACCAACUCAACCUGUUUGGAAUGAUAGUAAAUAUUGUGAUCCGUUGGUGAAAAAAAGAGCAACCAAAUUUGGAUCAUCAUGUUUCCAGAUUAAUCCAUAUACCAAAAAGUAUCAAGGAUUAGAGGAUUGUCUUUAUAUCAAUAUUUGGACACCGACAUUAAAUGAGACAGCUAAUCUUGAUGUUAUGGUCUGGAUUCAUGGAGGAUUCUUACAGUUCGGAAGUGGCCAUGAUCCUGGUUUACGUCCGUCAACUCGUUUAGCUGUUAACAUGAAUACGGUUUUCGUUUCAUUAAAUUAUCGUUUAUAUGCUUUAGGAUUUUUAAAUCUCGCUGAUUUACCUGGAACAAGUAAUUCAAAUUCAACAAAAGAUUUAGAUAAUUUAAAAUCUAUUACUGGUAAUUAUGGUUUAUCUGAUCAACUGAUUGCUUUCCAAUGGAUUCAACGUAAUAUUGGUAAAUUUGGUGGAUCUCCUGAAAAGAUAAUCACUUUUGGCUCGGAUGCUGGUGCUGCAUCAAUAUUAGCUCAUCUUACCAAUUCGAUUGCCUCCAAAAUAAUAACUAAAGCUUGGAUAAUUGGACCUACUCUAUUUAUGAAUAGAACUGCUGAUUCAAUAAGUCACAUUCAACAUUUUGUUAAUCGAACUGGAUGUAAAACUAUUGAUUGCCUGAAAUUCAUGUCCCCUGAAAAGAUAACCCAAUGUUGGCUUGGUGAUAAUGAUCCUUCAUUUAGGAUUAUUGAUCAAAAUGAUUUACCAAUUAUUGGUAUUUAUCCUGAACAACUUAUCCAUGUUGAUGGUUCAACAAUAACUGAUUGGCUUCCCUUUCAUAAGAUGGAUUCAAUUAAUCAAAUUCCCUUGCUUGUUGGAACGGCAGCUCAAUCGAUUGAACUUUGGCCUGGAAUUGAACAACUUCGUAAUUGGACCUGGGAUGAAUAUAAGAAAUACGUUACAACUUCAUUGGACAGUUUCGGUCCAAAUUUAACUGAAUUAACUUUACGACUUUACCCAAUUCCCGAGAAAAGAUCAGAAUCAAACAAUAACAUGGACGAUAAUACAAUUGAAAAUUCUGCCAUAUUAACACAAUCCAAUUCCAAUUAUAAUAACGAUAGUAAUAACAUCACUGUUAAUAAUCAUCUUAAUCAUAAUAAUAGUAGUUCCUCUAAUGUUAAUAGUAAUAAUUUAACACCCGAAUUGUUAUAUGCAACAAUGGUGUCCGAUAUAAGACAAAACUGUCCAGUCGAUGCCGUUUUUGAACAAUUGUCCAAAAAGUGGAAAAAUGAUAUUUAUCGAUAUGUAAGCUCUGGUCAACCUUCGUGCCCUAUUCGUGUUUAUGAAUAUGAAAGUCAAUUCAGUUUCCAUCUUUGGGAUGCAAUCGUAUUUUUUGACACAAUUAAUCAAUUUAUUCAUCAUCCAAGUUCAGAUGAUCUUAAUUAUCGUGAUAUUGUUCAAGAGAUGGUUAAAAAUUUUAUUUCCAAUAACAAAUCACUUCUUCCUAAACCAUAUCCUGGUUCAGUGGCGAUUUUAUCAGCAAUUAAUCAAACAAUUGUCUCUUCCUAUUCAACUGAGAGAUGUAAUUUCUGGAAAAAGCAAGGGUUAAAUUCAUACGUUUGGACUGGUUGAUUAAUACAAUCAAUUUCUUAAUCAUUGUGACCAUUUCUCCAUCUUCAUCAAUAAUCAACAUGUUAAUUGUUUCAUUUUACUUUUGCUCAUUCUCUCUCUCUCUCUCUCUCUCUCUUUCUACCAGUGAUUAACUUAAUUUAAUUAUUGUACAGUUAACAAUUCUUACCAUAACAAUCAUCGUUGUAAACAGAAUCAAAGAAAUCAACAUUUUUGUAUAAAAUUAAUUAAUCAAAAUCUUACAGUUGUGAACAACAAUACAAAUUGUAACAUAAAUAACCCAACAAUUUAAAUUUGCUCUUCCCUCUUUGAAUUCAUUUACCUAUUAAUUACCUUUAAUUGUACAAAUGAUGAAACACAAAAUCAAACAAAAAUUGUUAUAAAAAUUAAAACUUUCCCGUUUACAGAAACAAGCACUUUGAUAAGUUUAAUUAAAUUGCGAUUUUAAUUACAACCAUAAGAUCAU